This is a messenger RNA of Drosophila subpulchrella, 1612 nucleotides long. RefSeq names its product facilitated trehalose transporter Tret1-2 homolog. Lineage: Eukaryota; Metazoa; Arthropoda; Insecta; Diptera; Drosophilidae. Gene Ontology annotation, cellular component: membrane. The coding region runs from base 84 to 1481 and encodes 465 amino acids. The record is from RefSeq and is a predicted model, not a curated record. The transcript is spliced from 2 exons. Gene Ontology annotation, biological process: carbohydrate transport; transmembrane transport. Gene Ontology annotation, molecular function: sugar transmembrane transporter activity.
GCGAAUUCAGUUCAAUCCCGGCAAUCGAGAAGAGAGCACCUAGUAGUAAUAGUAGCCCAAAAGUUCCCAAGCUAGCCAUCAUUAUGUCCAAGGGAUCGGUAUUGCCGCAAUAUAUUGCCGGCUUGUCGGCCAGCUUUGGAGCCCUCUGCAUGGGAGCCUCCAUCGGUUGGUCCUCGCCGGUGGAGAAUAUGAUUUCGGUGGAAUCGGACUAUGGAUUUCCGAUCACCUCCAGUGAAUUCGGCUGGGUAUCCUCGCUUUUGACCCUGGGCGCCACGGUGAUCUGCAUUCCAAUUGGCUUCGCCAUUGAUUGGAUCGGCCGCAGACCCACUAUGUUGGCUCUGAUUCCACCCUAUAUGGUUGGCUGGGUGCUGAUGUUGUUCGCCAAUAACGUGACCAUGCUGUACUUCGGCCGAUUCAUCCUGGGCAUGUGUGGAGGAGCCUUUUGUGUGACUGCGCCCAUGUAUUGUACGGAAAUCUGUACGACGGCUUUGAGAGGAACGAUAGGCGCCUUCUUCCAGCUGCUGAUUGUGUCGGGCGUGUUGUACGGGUACUUGGUAGGAGCCUUCCUGCCCCUGCUCACCAUCAACAUCCUGUGCGCCAUCCUGCCCCUGGUCUUCGCCACCAUCCACUUCUUCAUGCCCGAAUCCCCCGUCUACCUGGCCAUGAAGGGGCGCAACGAAGAUGCCGCUAAGGCUCUGCAGUGGCUCCGUGGCAAGGAUGCAGAAAUCGAUGACGAGCUUAAGGAGAUCCUGGAGGAGUCCCAGAAGCAGAGUGAUCAGCCCAAGGUCAACAUUUUAGUCGCCCUUCGCCGCCCCAUCGUCUUGAAGGGUCUUCUGAUCGCAGUGCUCCUGCAGGUGUUCCAACAGUGGACGGGAAUCAACGCCAUCCUCUUCUACUCCACCUCCAUUUUCGAGGACACGGGCUCCGGUCUGAGUGGCAGCGAUGCCACACUCAUCAUUGGCGUCACCCAGGUGACCAGCACUCUAGUGGGCGUGGCUAUCAUCGAUAAGGCUGGUCGCCGGGUCCUACUCCUGAUCUCCGGCAUCCUGAUGGCCGUGACCACUGCCCUGAUGGGCGUCUACUUCCAGCUGAGCGAGAGCGAUCCGGGUUCGAUGGACAACUAUGGUUGGCUGCCGAUCAGCAGCAUCUGCGUCUUCAUCGUCUUCUUCUCGAUCGGAUUCGGACCGGUGCCCUGGCUGGUGAUGGCGGAACUCUUCGCGGAGGACGUGAAGAGUGUGGCGGGAUCUAUUGCCGGCACCAGCAACUGGCUGUCGGCCUUCAUGGUCACGCUGCUCUUCCCGAUCCUCAAGACCUCCAUUGGGCCGGGACCCACGUUCUGGAUCUUCACCGUGAUCGCGGUCCUUGCCUUCCUCUACUCGCUCUUCUUCGUGCCGGAGACCAAGGGCAAGACGAUAAUCGAGAUCCAGCACAUGUUGGCCGGCGGAAAGGUGGACAAGAGCCAGGACAAGAGCGAGACGUGAGGAAGUAUUAGUGAGAAAGUCUUAGCCAUAGUGAUACCCUUUUCAUGUUCUCUUUAAGCAAAAUAAGGAAAAGUUGUGUGUAAGAUGUGACUAUUAUAACCAAUAAAGUGAAGAUUGUUUUCAAAUAAUUA